UGUUGAGAUGCCUCCAUGGGUCGCCUUCGAUCCACAUGGCGGGGAACGCAGCGUGCUGGCGCGCUGGCUUCUCCUAUGCCAGCUGCUGUGGAAAGCCAGGUGGCAAUCCCGAGUGCUUCGAUGCGCUCUACACCUAUGAGGUGUGCUGCUUGAAUAGCGACUCGCAAGCUGUGAAUGCUUUGCCCCACGACUGCCACCUCAACGAUGAUUUGCAAAGCUUGCCUUUGAAGACGCGCUGUCUUGGCACUCCUGGAGGGCUCAGCAAGGCCGACUGGGACGUGUUCUUCUUGGCACACCAGCUAUCACAGACGCUUGGGUCUUCGUACAAGGGAUGGCCAGACCUGCCUUUGCUGCUUUCGAAAGCCAACGCCAGCGGCAGCGUCUUGGAGG
This is a messenger RNA of Cladocopium goreaui, 390 nucleotides long. NCBI's taxonomy places the organism in Eukaryota, Dinophyceae, Suessiales, Symbiodiniaceae. The record is from the annotation of a GenBank genome assembly.